This is a messenger RNA of Magallana angulata, 2706 nucleotides long. RefSeq names its product choline O-acetyltransferase-like. The transcript is spliced from 15 exons. The record is from RefSeq and is a predicted model, not a curated record. Gene Ontology annotation, molecular function: choline O-acetyltransferase activity. Gene Ontology annotation, biological process: neuromuscular synaptic transmission; acetylcholine biosynthetic process. NCBI's taxonomy places the organism in Eukaryota, Metazoa, Mollusca, Bivalvia, Ostreida, Ostreidae. The coding region runs from base 271 to 2337 and encodes 688 amino acids. Gene Ontology annotation, cellular component: neuron projection; cytoplasm.
GUACUUGUUGUAUCUUCUUGGAAAAUUCAGAAAUUAUCGAUGGAAACUAAAUUAAGCUAGUGACAAAACCUGGACUUGGUCAUUUCAAUCGCUGGAGGAAGUUAAUUGUACGACUCCGAGUGAUGGGAGUUGGAUUGUGAAUGUGGCGCUUGCAAACAAGAUCAUGCAAAAUUAGAUGAAAGAGAUAAAACUAUGUGCCAAUUCUACGUCAUACAACAAUGAUUUUCUGUUGAUUGCAAGCUGUGCAACAAAUUGUGAAAGUUGUUCAACAUGUCAACGCGACAUGUCAAAGAGUAUGUAAAGAGGGUAGCGUCCAUUGAUCAAGAGCAGUACCCUCCUUGGGACCUUAAUCAACCACUUCCAAAAUUACCAGUUCCGGAUUUACAUAAAACGUUAAGCAAAUAUGAAGACAUUUUACAACCUAUUCUCAACAAGUCACAGUUUAAAGAAGCAAAAGAAAUCAUCAGUGAGUUCGGUAAAAAAGGCGGGCACGGUGAACACCUUCAGGAACUAUUGGUACUGGACGCAGAAACCAAGGAAAACUGGGCAUACAACUGGUGGCUGAAUGACAUGUACAUGAAAAUAAGACUCCCUUUACCUAUAAACUCGAACCCAGGCAUGGUAUUUCCAAAACAAUGCUUUUCCGAUCGGAGAGAACAGCUAAGAUACGCAGCCAGACUGAUAUCAGGAAUACUUGAUUACAAAACAAUCAUAGAUGCACGAGGAUUACCUGUGGAUCGUGCACGUCAUAACAAGAAAGGCCAACCCAUGUGUAUGGAGCAAUACUACAGAUUAUUUACGUCUUACAGAGUCCCCGGAAUAAAAAAAGACUCCCUUAUUUCCAACAACAGUAAACUACUUCCAGAUCCUGAACAUAUAAUCGUUAUCUCAAAAAAUCAGUACUUUGUGCUUGAUGUCAUUAUAAAUUUUACACGUUUGAGCGAAGAGGACAUUUAUACACAGUUGAGUCGUAUUUGUAAAAUGGCUGAAGAAAAUAAAGACGAUGUUGAUCCUGUCGGGAUAUUAACGGCAGCAUAUAGAGACAAAUGGGCGUUAGCAAGAGGAAAACUUAUGGAAGAAUCCACCAAUCGCGAUUCGUUAGAUGCAAUAGAACGAUCGAUAUUUGUUUUAUGUUUGGAUACGGCUGCUCCUGUUAUUCCCAGUCAUCAAAAUAGCAUUAAAACUAUAAGUAGUGUUCGAGACGAUGUUUCUCUCGCAAGUCAAAUGUUACAUGGACUUGGGACGCAUAUAAACAGUGCAAACCGCUGGUACGACAAAACUAUGCAGUUUAUUAUCUCAGAAGACGGGGCAUGCGGACUGAAUUACGAACAUUCACCUUCAGAGGGAAUAGCUGUUGUUCAACUGAUAGAACAUCUUCUAAAAUAUAUGGAGGAAGUUCGCAAGAAACUGGCUCGAAUGCAAUCUCUCUGUGAGUUACCCCAGCCUCGUCGCCUGCAAUGGAAAAUCAACAAAGACACCGAGACUGACAUAAAAGAGGCAAUUGAAAACAUUGACAGGUUGAUAAAAGACCUGGACUUGUUUAUCUUAAGAUUCAAAAGCUUUGGUAGAGAAUUUCCAAAGUCACAAAACAUGAGUCCAGAUUCCUUUAUCCAGUUAGCCCUGCAGCUGACCUAUUACAAAAUUCAUGGCAAACUUGUUUCUACGUACGAGAGUGCCUCAGUAAGAAGAUUCCGGCUUGGCCGAGUGGAUAACAUUAGGGCUAACACCCCAGAUGCUUUGGAAUGGAUUCGGGCAAUGGUUGGUGAAAUUGAAACCACGGACGUUGAAAAGAUGGCACUUCUUCGGAAAGCGAUGCAGUGCCAGACAGACAUUAUGACGCAGACUAUUUUAGGUCAUGGAAUGGACUGUCAUUUGCUGGGACUGAGAGAAAUUGCCCGUGAAAAUGGUUUACCAAUGCCUAAGAUUUUUGAGCACGAGAGCUUUAGAAUAUCAAAUCAUUUUUCUUUAUCAACAAGUCAGGUUCCAACGACAAUGGAUGCCUUCAUGUGUUAUGGGCCAGUUGUUUCUGAUGGAUAUGGUGUCUGUUACAAUCCACACCCAAGCUGGAUUUUAGUAUGCAUUACAUCAUUUAAGCGGCAUAAUGAUACUAAUUCUGAUCACUUUGCUUACACUUUGGAAAGCAGCUUACUGCAAAUGCAAGAACUCUGUUUGAAAACUUCUGAAGCAAAACCGAUUCUAUAUGGAGGAAAAACACACAGUGAAAAUAGAAAUGGAGCCAUUGUCGACGACAAGGAAAUGUCAGCUGGCACAAGAAAAUCUAGGCUAGUAAGACAAAGAACAAUGCCUUUUCCAGAGGUAAUCGGAAAAGACAGUUGAAUUGAAUAAAAUAUUUGAUGUCGUAUGAUUCAUUGUAACUUGUUAAAUAAACGAUUUGCAACAUAUUACUUGAUUUUACGUCGGUUAAAGAAGUUCCAGUACUAAAAUGAUGUCUCAGAACUAGUAAUUACAUGUAGUGUGUAAACCAGUUUUGAUACUAAAUUCUUUAGUGUCGUGAUGAUCAGACUGUGUAGAUGCAAUAUUUACAAAUGUUAAUUGACCUCAAUUAGUAUAUACACCAUGUAUAGGGAAAUGUGUGCAGUGUUUGAUCAACAAAUGUAUACGUACAUGUAUGUGACGACUUUGAAACAAAACAGGUUCGUAAUUUAAGCAAUAAAAAUGACAGAAUUUGUUCUCUCAUAAGCAGGA